AUGCCGCAGCCUUCAGCCCCGCCCCCGCCCCCCUUUCCGACGCACCGAGCUGCGGGCGCGGCUCCCUCCAGCCAGCUGUGGCCUCCCUUCUCUUCGUUUUCGCAUUCCUUUCCGUCGUCUCCGCCUCCCCCGCCGCCCUCCGGUCCAGCGCGCUGCACUGCCCCGCCGCCGGGCGCGUACCGCCCCCCGUGCGCUUCUGCUGGACGUCCUCCUGCGCCAUCUGUCUCGAGCUGCGCUUCUCAGCCGCCUGCGUUCGGCAGUGCCGGAGGUCAGACGUCGCGGCCUAGCCCGUCGCCACCCCCCCCCUCGGCCUCGCCGUCGCUCGCGCCGCCGUCGCUCCCGCCGCGGCCUGCAUUCGCCGCGGCAGGUUCCCACUGGGCGGGGGGACCCUCUGCCGUCCCUCCGCCGCCGUCGCAGUCUUCAGUUUCUCCGCCGCCGCCUCCCUGCGCGUCGUCGCUUUCGGCGGCCUCCGCUGCAUCGCCGUCCGCGCUCGGUCGUUGCCUGCGGGCGCACUCAGCAGGCGCAGAGAGCGCGGGCGCGGCUUCAGAGCGACGCUGCUGCUCCUGGUGCGCUCCUGCACCGCCCGCCUGCCCCGCGUGCUCCUGUCAGGCAGCGCCGGCGGCAUCUGCGCCUGCCGCCUCGUGCGCAGGCUGCGCCGCGUGCUGCUCGCCCUCCCACGCAUCGGCCUUCCAGCGAUGCGCCUCGCACGCCCCGCCGUGCCCCCCCGGUUCCUCGGCUUGCGCCAGGUGCUGCGGCGCCGCCUCGGCCACGUGCUCCGUGCCGCCGCCGCCUCCGCCGCCUUCGUUCUCGCCUCCUCAGGCUCAUGACGCUGCCGCGAGGGUCGCGCAGGGUGCCCCGCCGCUGCGCCCGCCUCCGGCGUUCUGGGGCCCUCCAGGCGUCCCCACGGGGUUGCCGCGCACCGGCGCAGCGGCAAGCGGGAGCGACGGCUCCGCUGCGGUCUGUGCCCCCUCCCCACCUGCAGCAGGCGGCGAGGACGCGUGCUGCUGGCCUGGACGCCAACAGGAGGCGACUUCGCCCGCGGGCGCAGCAGACGGCGCCGCGGUAUCGGCACACCCUCCGCCCCCGAGCCCAAGGGCGUGGAACGCGCCUUCGCCCUCUCCGGCCCCUCCCCCAGGGCACCAGGGAGCCACCGGCGCAGGCGUUGCGCCUGUGUCUGCGGCGGAGCCUACGAGGCGGGAUGGCUGCUACGGGGGCUCCGCUGUGCCGCCGCCGCCUCCGCCUGCCUCAGAAGCGAACGUUGGAGCGCGAGCGGUGCCCUGGGCGGGCAAGCGCCAGGGUGCGUGGGAAGGACAGGACGCCUCGGCGAAGAAACGACGGAAAGAAGACGAAUUUGUUUGUUUGAUCUGCGACAAGACAUUUCGAAGCGCGAAGAGGCAGCAGCAUCACGAAGAAGAGGAGCAUCUUCCCUGCGACUAUCCCGGCUGUACUUACAGCGGGCCUGUGCACGUCAUGGUCAUGCACAAGCUGAAGCACCUCAAGAAUGAGAAGGGGGAAAGCUUGCUCGACAGUGAAUCGGAAGUGGCGGCGUGGCUGGCGGCCAGGAAAGAAAACUUCCCGUCGUUUCGAAAAAACCCCAAACCAAAGACCCCAGGGCCGGCACGACCCCCUCCUCGGCCGAAAAGCGUGUUGGAACGCAUUCUCAGGGAAACCAUGGAGUCUGCGUACGGUCGUCGCUUGAUUCACCCGGCAUUCUUCUCUAGCGCCUUCUGUCCAGAGUUACCCAAGAUGCUGGCUGCCCCUCCGCCGAUCUACUCCUUGAAACGCGAGUUUCGCUACGCCACACUCCCUCGGUCUCCGUACUCUCAUCCGAGCGGCCUGUGCCCGUCGUCGUUUCUUCUGCCCCCAGGGGCAAAAGGCCCCGGGAGAGAUGUUCGGUCCACAGGCCGAGGGAGCGGGCCAGAGGUCCCCCUGCGGCCGCCGCUACUGUAUCAGUUGCUCGCGCCAGAGAUACGUGGAUACGAAGUUAAGCUGAUUGCUGCGAUUCAGUUCAUCGUACAGAGUAAUUUUUUCAUGAACGAACCCCGCGCGGAGGCGGAGAAGGAGAGGCUGAUCGAGGUCGUUGAAGAAAAAGCUGUGGAUGGAGAAACCGAUGAUUGUGCGCAGGGAAGCCAUGCGGCAGCGCAAGCAAUCGCUGCAGAAGGCGAAGGGGCAACAGACUGA
Messenger RNA from Besnoitia besnoiti, 2181 nucleotides. RefSeq lists its product as uncharacterized. The record is from RefSeq and is a predicted model, not a curated record. The transcript has 6 exons. Bases 1 to 2181 code for a protein of 726 amino acids. Lineage: Eukaryota; Apicomplexa; Conoidasida; Eucoccidiorida; Sarcocystidae.